AUGUUUCUACAGCGCGAUCUUUGUGUUGUCUCGCUGCUUCCUUUCUUUUAUGUGAUUGCCAUCUUUGCUCAGCUUUACAGCAUCAAUGUAUUCGCCUCUAUCACUCCUCGCACCUACUUUUCCAACGUCCGCACACCUCAGCUGCCUAAUGAUCCUAUUAUCAUUGACGCCGCAAAUUUUGCAGUAUCUCAACUUCGUACACUAUCGGAUUCGGGCAUAUACACAACAUUAACACUGGCCAAGAUCCAUGCAGCAGCGACAGAGUUGGGCGAUUUUCACUAUGUGAUUCAUCUCCAGAUAACGUUAACGUCACCCCACUUCCGUAGCAAACGUAAGGAAGAGAGUUUUGACCUGAUGGUGCUCGAAAGUAAGCCGUAUGUCAAGGAUAAAGAUAGCGAUAUACUUGAUACUACUCGUAGCAUCGCUAUCGACAGAUUUCCAGAGAUGGACGAGAACGCUAUUGAAAGGUUUUGGGUGAACAUGAUGGAAGAAAGACGGCAACAGCGUCGUGAUUUGUUCGAGAAAUGGGAAAAGGAAGAGAAUUUGUCAGGACGAACUGAAGAAAAGAAGGCAAUGAAUCCUUUUGUUGAAAUGAAAGCUUUACCACACAAUGAGCCUCUACUCAGCAGCUCCAAAAUCAGCAACAGAUGCGCAGCGUCCACCAAGAUGAGCUGUAAUCCUCUAUAA
Molecule: messenger RNA, 687 nt
Organism: Plasmopara halstedii
Lineage: Eukaryota; Oomycota; Peronosporomycetes; Peronosporales; Peronosporaceae
Exons: 3
Coding region: 1-687 (228 amino acids)
Source: RefSeq, a predicted model, not a curated record